AUGCUGGGGAUGAUACCUGGACUCCGAUAUCUUUCACUAUCCGUUAACCCACUUGGUGGGUCAAUCCCAGCCUCACUCGGGCAGCUUCAGUUGCUGGAGAAGCUCGGCAUCGGAAAUGCUAGCUUGGUUUCUACUCUUCCGCCCCAGCUGGGGAACCUUACCAGUCUCAAGAUCAUGGUACUGAACGAGAAUCAUUUAUUCGGAACUUUGCCACCAUCGUUGGCCAGGAUGCAGGAAUUGCAAGAUUUUGUAAUAGAGGAGAACAGUAUCAGUGGUACCAUUCCACAAGAGAUGUUUACAAACUGGACCAAGCUCAAGUACUUUGAUGUAAAUCACAACUUGUUAGCUGGAAGCAUCCCUUCUCAGAUCAGCGAGUGGAAGGAGCUAUUGUGUCUCCUCCUUUCCCACAACAACUUUACUGGCUCGAUAACGGUGGAGGUUGGAAGCAUGCCAAAUUUGCAAGCAUUGGACUUGUCAAAUAACUACCUUACUGGAAUUAUGCCAUCAAAUAUCAGUAAUGCAUCAUCUUUGAAACUCCUUCGCGCCAGCUUCAACCAUCUUGAGGGUGAGAUUCCUGCGACCAUCUCCUCACUGGUAAACCUUGUUGCUCUCUUCUUAUCUGACAACAAGUUUACGGGUAUCGGUCCUAAUCUUGACAGCAAGCAGUUGCCAGUUGUCAAAGUGGCCAAGAAUAGCGGGUUCUUGGGAAAACCAUUGUAUGUCUUUUGUCAACUAACACUUCUGCGAAUCUUGGAUCUAUCAAACAAUCAGUUGUUUGGUGAGCUUCCUGGUUGCUUGUGGAAUUUGAGAGAUCUACAAUUCUUGGAUUUGUCGAGCAAUGCUUUUGCUGGGGUAGUUCCAACCUCAGCUAACUACAAUUCGUCGCUAAGUUUGUUGCACUUGUCCAACAACAAGUUCACAGGUUGCUUUCCAGCAGUGUUGAAGAACUUCAAAAGCCUUGUGAUUUUGGAUCUUGGGAACAAUAAAAUGUCUGGUGCACUUCCUCCGUGGAUAGGGGAAAGCAAUCCUUUGCUGAGGAUUCUCAGACUGCGAUCAAACAUGUUCCAUGGAAGUAUUCCCAGGCAGCUACUAAAACUCUCUCAUCUCCAACGUCUUGAUCUCGCUGAAAAUACUUUUGUAGGUUCUAUAACAGAAAAUUUUAUAAACUUCUCCUCGAUGAGUCAGGCAUCCAUGAUGCAGCCGGUUCCAACAACUUACAUAGAAUUGAGACCCUUCCGAUUUUCUGAUGAUGGCAGCAUAGGUAUACUUUGGAAGAGACAGGAAUACACCUUUGACGAAAGAUAUCUAUUUGUGACUGGCAUUGAUCUCUCCGGCAAUUCUCUCUCCGGUGAAAUGCCUUCAGAGUUGACAAAUCUUAGAGGGGUCCAGUUACUAAAUAUGUCAAGAAAUAAUCUAUCUGGUGGUAUCCCGAAGGACAUUGGCAAUCUCAAACUGUUAGAAUCCCUUGACCUCUCGUGGAAUAAACUGUCUGGUCCUAUUCCUCCUAGCAUGUCAAACUUGAAGUUCCUGAGCUCUCUUAACCUCUCAAACAACCGUCUAUCAGGUGAGAUACCCACAGGAAGUCAACUCCAGACACUCGAGGACCCAUCGAUCUAUAGCAAUAACCUCGGACUCUGUGGUCCCCCAUUGAGCAUUCCAUGUACAAACAAUUCAGAUACUACGACACCGGUGGAUGGGGCAAAGGAACAUCACGAUGAACUUGAAAGGGUGUGGAUGUACUACUCCAUGAUUGCUGGAACUGUCUUCGGUUUGGAGCAUUGUUUUUCUGCAAGAUCUGGAGGCUUGCUUUCUUCAGCUACGUCGAUGCGCUGCACCAAAAUUUUAUACUGA
Triticum turgidum subsp. durum (durum wheat) is the source of this 1851-nucleotide messenger RNA. The record is from the annotation of a GenBank genome assembly. NCBI's taxonomy places the organism in Eukaryota, Viridiplantae, Streptophyta, Magnoliopsida, Poales, Poaceae.